Molecule: messenger RNA, 1296 nt
Organism: Purpureocillium lilacinum
Lineage: Eukaryota; Fungi; Ascomycota; Sordariomycetes; Hypocreales; Ophiocordycipitaceae
Source: RefSeq, a predicted model, not a curated record
AUGGCGGCCAGGCCUGGCGAGGAGAAUGUGGCGACGCUCUUCGGAGACGUUCACUAUUUCUAUGCCUCUCCCGACGUGAAGCCUCACCACCAUCGCUUCGACAAGGGCUCCUAUGUGUACUUGUUUGAGAACGCGACCGAGAGGAGAUGCCGCAUUGAGGUCGCGAAUAACCCCAGCACGGACGAUCAAGACGCCUUUGACGGAUGCAAGUACCUGGAUCAAACUCGAGUUCGCUACUCGUACAAACACCACUGCAUGGUCUCGCUGGUGGUGGCAGAUUCGGUUGAUCAGAAUGAAUGGCAUCUCCCGACCUACGACCCGCGCAAUGAGAAUAAGUAUCACUACAAGCUUCAUUCUCUCGACAUAUACUUCUGGACCCAGGCCGACGCGUUGCAGUUUGUCAAUGGGGUGCGACGCGUUCUCCCCCCGUCUCAAGUGGAUGUUCUGGACGAACCCGGCCCACCGCCACAGCCGGCCGCCGCGAGCUCCGUGGUCCAGAGACUCGAGAGAGUCGCCAUCACGGAUCCUCAGUAUGGCGGGACAGACGCGGCUGCCACAGCUCCGGCGCAUGUCAUGGUUCAAGACUCGAGCCCUGGCGGCGGUUCGGCAAAAGCUGCAGCCGAGAUCCCGGUGGCAUCACUGCCGCCGCCACCACCACCUCCUGCUGCGAACUUUGCGCCCAUGGCAUACAAUCCGGCCGCCCCGGCCGCGCCCGAGACGAUACGGCAUCGAGAGAAGACGCCGCCGCCGGAUGAGGACCCUCUCAACCCGUUGGCGGUGGCUGUGGCGUACGAUUAUCAGAAGCAGCCAUUCACGCCGGGCAUCCCACCGCCGGCCCAGCACGUACAGGUUACCAGCCCGGGACUCCCGCCUCCGCAUUUCGCCGGACCGCCAUCGCACCCUGGAAUGCAACGUGCGGCAACGAUGCCCGUCCAUCAAGGCAUGGCGAGUCCGUACGGUUCCAGCUUUCCAGCAUUGCCUGGCUUCGCCCCUCCACCGCCGCCCCCGCAGCCAGCAUCACAGCCAACACCCCCCGCGUCGAAUCCCAGCGGGCCGCUGCAGUCGCCAGAAGGUUUCACCAACUAUACCUAUAGCCAGCAGCACACUCCAGUGCGGCAGCUGAGCCAGGACUACUCGAUCCAUCAGCAGGUUUACCGCCCCAGCACGGAGACCGGAACGACGCAAGCUCAGUAUCAGCCCAAGCAGGAGGGGAGGAGCAGGCUGGAGGAGAACGCGGGCAAGCUUGAAAGGGGCGUUACUGGGAUGCUCAAGAAGUUCGAGAAGAAGUUUGGCUAG